Melanotaenia boesemani (Boeseman's rainbowfish) is the source of this 2253-nucleotide messenger RNA. It is a transcript of the gene lcp2a, whose product is annotated as lymphocyte cytosolic protein 2a. The record is from RefSeq and is a predicted model, not a curated record. Bases 439 to 1950 code for a protein of 503 amino acids. Gene Ontology annotation, molecular function: protein binding. The transcript is spliced from 21 exons. Gene Ontology annotation, biological process: intracellular signal transduction; cell surface receptor protein tyrosine kinase signaling pathway. NCBI's taxonomy places the organism in Eukaryota, Metazoa, Chordata, Actinopteri, Atheriniformes, Melanotaeniidae.
CACUGCGCAGUCACUUCCUCACAGAACGAGGGAGCGAGUGAGAGAGCAGAGGAAAGAGGCGAAGAGGUAGAGAGACACUGAAAACGUAGAAAAGGAAGACCGCAGUAAAGGAGGAAGCCAUUGUGGGUCCUGGGUGACAUAUGUCUGUUGUCUUCUCUGGUUUCUUGGGGGGUGGGGGCUGAUUUGAGGAAGUAAAAACUGAAGACGGUUGGUGGAUAUUUUGCCACCUCAGAAUCUUUAAUAGACAUUUGGCUUUGAAUGUGGCAGAAAGGGGUGGUGAAGACACAAGGCCCGUCCAGAAGGCGUCCAGUUGAACGAGCAACAGGAAGGAAAAGACCACGAGGUUUUAAAAAUCCUCCACUUGGAUGUUGGCUUCUUGUGAGAGGGUAACAGGUGUUGGUUUCGGGAUCAGCUGGACGGACGUGAGGAGUACGCAGUAUGAAUUCGGACCGAGUGCCAUCCAGAUCGGAGGUGAUGGGGUGGAGCCCACAGCAGCUGGCAGACUACCUAAAACGGAUGAAUCUGUCCGGCUGUGAUAAAGUCGUGAUGAAGAACUCCAUCAGCGGCUCCAGAUUUGUGAAUUUGAGUGAUAACGACCUCCAGAAAUUUCCUAAACUUCACACACCGAUGAUCUCCAAGAUCAGCAUUGAAAUCGGCAAGAAGGAGGAGAAGAGAGGCUUAUUUGGUAAAAAAUCCUCUGCACCCAAAUACCAGGAACCAGCUGAUGUGACGACAGCUGACGAUCAGGGAUGGGAUGAUGACGAGUUUGAUGAUGAGGGUGACUAUGAGAGUCCGUACAGUGAUGAAGGCAGCGUGGGCGACUACGAGUCCCCGGCUGAGGACCUGGACAUGGCUGGCGAAUACGAGCCCCCCCCCUCAGAGCCCCCAGAGGACCACAAGCUGUGCCUCACCACGCCCCUCGGGGACGGGGAAUACAUCGAUAAGAGGGGUAACCUGUUUCCAGGUGGAGGCCCGCCCCCUGCCGUGUGUCCCCGCCCACCCAUCGCCACCCUAUCAGCUCGGAUGCCUGGAGAGUCGUCCUCCAGAAGAGACCCCUCCCCUCACUGCGCCGGACGACCAUCAGGAAAAUUUCCUCCUGAACCACCGCAGAUCUUCCGUGGAAACAAACCUGGCAGAGACUCAGGAUCCAACCCAUCCCCCGUCAGAGGACGCAACAUACGCAACAAACCGGAAGCCCAGCAGUCCUGGAGAUCUCCUCCUGACAUCUCUGAUCCUCCCAGCUGGUCCAAACCUCCCGUUCCUCCUCCUGCCACCUCCGUCAGCAGGAGUAACUCCUCCGCCCGACCCUCACCCGGCAGGUUUGAAGGACGGAAAGAGCCAGCGCUUGAUGAAGCUAGCAAGAUCAACACCUACCCCAUCCACAGAGCGAGCCACUCCCCUCGCCCCGCCGUGUCUGGGCCCCACCAGCGCCAGUCAGAGAGUUUGCCUCCCGGUGUUCCUGCUGCAGGGACUCUGCCUCACAGACUGCACUCUGCAAUGGCUGAACAGCGGAGCGGCUUGGCCGGACCGGACAGAUCGCCGUUUCCUCUUCCUCCAACAACCAGCUUCACAGAGGACCUGGACCCUCGCUGGUAUGUGGGUAAAGUGACUCGCGGUCAGGCUGAAGGAUGUCUGAAACAAGUCCGCAAGGAUGGGGCAUACCUAGUAAGGGACAGCAUCCGGCAGCAGGCCAACCAGCCAUUCACCCUCAUGGUCUACUACCAGGACAAGGUCUACAAUGUCCAGAUAAGGCAGCAGAAUCAGCAGUACCAGCUGGGUACUGGACUCAAAGUCCAGGAGUCUUUCCUGUCUGUCAGUGACAUCAUCAGCCAUUAUUCCCAGUCUCCUCUGCUCCUUAUUGAUGCCAAAAACCGCAGUGCCAGCCAGCAGAACCAGUGUCUUCUCUCUGACCCGGUUGGAUACUAUAUGACCAGACAGAACUGGUCCUGACCAAACUGAACUGGAGGAGCAGCCGCCAAACCGAAACAGAUGAAUGUUAACCUCUGACAUUCACAAGUAAAAACAUCAGAUCUUUGCACGUUACUGUGGUUUCUUUUCAGUUUAAAGUCCAUUUUCUGUUUCUUUGUAGAGAUUCAUUUCAGUUAUUUUGUGAUGAUCAUUUGAUGCUUUUUGUUGGGUGAAGCUUGCAGGUCUGCAGUAUUCAGUUUUGGUCUUUUUCACAAACUGUCAAUCUUUAUGUUAAGAAAUGUCUUGCUUAUGUUCUCUGACUUAAAUAAAGGCUUUUUUGCUGGU